ACAAGGCCAGCAAAGAAGCAUUUGAAAAUUUGCGUGAUGGAUACCGUAUGUCCAAGCCCCUGGGUUGUCCGCAGGAAGUGUACGAUGUCAUGCUCAUGUGCUGGCAGAACUGCCCACAUUCACGACCUUCAUUUGACUUUCUCAACACGUUUCUGCAUGACUUUGAAAGCUGA
Candidula unifasciata is the source of this 173-nucleotide messenger RNA. The record is from the annotation of a GenBank genome assembly. Lineage: Eukaryota; Metazoa; Mollusca; Gastropoda; Stylommatophora; Geomitridae.